GACUUAUUAACAGCGAUGCGUCUCUUUGGGUUUCGUCUACAGUUGGGAGGAUGUGGCAUCCUGGGGGUCGGAAUCUGGCUCUCAGUGACCCAGGGAAACUUUGCCACCCUGUCAUCAUCCCUUCCCUCUCUGUCGGCAGCCAAUCUGCUCAUCGCAGUGGGGACAAUCAUCAUGGUGAUCGGAUGUCUGGGCUGCGUGGGAGCUGUCAAAGAAAGCCGCCCUCUGCUGCUGGCGUUCUUCAUCCUUCUCCUGCUUAUCUUUUUCCUGGAAAUUCUCUCCAUCAUGCUUUUCUUCAUAUACCAAGAUGAGAUUGAUCGCUAUGCUCAGAGGGAUUUGAAGAAGGGCCUGCAGCUUUUCGGCACCGAAGGCAACGUGGGUUUGACCAACGCCUGGAUGAUCGUACAAACUGAUUUUCGUUGCUGUGGAGUCACCAACCACACAGACUGGUUUGAGGUUUAUAAUGCCACCCGAGUCCCAGACUCCUGCUGCCUGGAGUACAGCGACAACUGUGGACUGGACAACCCAGGAACUUGGUGGACUGCACCAUGUUACGAGCGAGUAAAGGACUGGCUAAACGACAACCUGGUGGCACUUUGGAUCUUUGCUCUAUGCACAGCUCUCACUCAGCUGAAUGAUUCGUGAUGUGCUUCCCUAAUC
Molecule: messenger RNA, 657 nt
Organism: Poecilia latipinna (sailfin molly)
Lineage: Eukaryota; Metazoa; Chordata; Actinopteri; Cyprinodontiformes; Poeciliidae
Gene: tspan4a
Product: tetraspanin 4a
Exons: 6
Coding region: 16-642 (208 amino acids)
Cellular component (GO): plasma membrane
Source: RefSeq, a predicted model, not a curated record